Messenger RNA from Saccostrea echinata, 2056 nucleotides. RefSeq lists its product as uncharacterized. The transcript is spliced from 5 exons. Gene Ontology annotation, molecular function: protein binding. Lineage: Eukaryota; Metazoa; Mollusca; Bivalvia; Ostreida; Ostreidae. Bases 44 to 1321 code for a protein of 425 amino acids. The record is from RefSeq and is a predicted model, not a curated record.
AAAGCGAUAAGCAAAUCAUAAAUAAAUAUAUUUACUGUGCAAGAUGAAAAAGACUGAAUUCUCAAGAGAAAAAGUUGUACUUUGCAGAAAUAUGGCGACAAAAGUGACUUUCAAACACAACAAUGAUAACCUGACUGUGAAAGAGUUUUACGACCGAUACCACUCGAACCUUCCUCGGUUAAUUGUGGUCACUCAGGGUUACUGCGGUGAUAUUGGUCUAGAGGAAUUCAGCAUUGGACAGGUGAUUCGGAUACACACAUACUCCACCCAGAAACGAGUCGUAGCUAAGGUGGAGAAAGGAUUGUCCGUGCUGGAGGGGCGGGAAAUUAGUAUCCCCGUGGACUACGGAAUGAAGUUCUGCUCCCUGAAAGGCGGCAAGAAAAGUGGCAAAGAACAAACGCUGAGUGAAAUUCUUGAGAAGCAUUCACUCCCGGUGGAAGUGACGCCAUCUGACUCUCACCAACUCAUGAAUAUUCAAGGUCAGGAACGAGAGACGGGGAAGAGGUGUCAACUGAACCUGAUCAGCACGUACGAGGACAGGUAUCUCCUAGGCAACGCUGUGUCAGACGGUAUGUUGUACGCUCAGCAGACUGCGGUACCGGUAUACCUGCCUGACUUGAGAGUGUCAAUAGCGGUAGGAAUAGAGGGAUUCUCCAAUGACCAAUGGGUGACCAGUCUCCAAAACAUGGAACAAAAAGUCAUGCAGAACGUAAAAUUCCACACAGACUUUGGAAAUCCCAAUGUUGCUGUGUAUUCACAAGAGUCGGCCACACAGAAUGACUAUUCUGAUUUUACUUACCGAACUCCGGCUGAAUAUUACAACAUGGACGAUAUCCUCCGACAAAAGUUUUCCCAUCGGCCCUCUAAGCUCGUCAAUUACAUUGAACAAGUACCUGAUACAUACGAUUUCAUUCCUGCUGACGCAGUGAGCAGAGUGCCUCCGCCUACGGCGCCUAAGCCGAUAACCGACAAAAAAGCCCAGCCUGUAAAACCUUUGACCCCGCCCCCGGCUCCGACAGUGCCACAAAGACCAGCAGUUUUUCGAAGACCAGAACAGAGUGAAACUGUGCAGGACUUUCCACCCAAACCUUGUAGAGUAUCACGCGCGCCUAAUGUAGAGGAACUGAAGAUCGCCGACUUGGGAGAGUGGAUGAAGGAACUCAAACUAGAUAAAUACAUUAAUACCUUUGCUGAGCAAGGAAUAGAUGGCGUCCUGCUGAAGGAAAUGACAAGGGAGGAUUUACGGAACGAUUUUGGAAUGUCAACCAUUGAGGCCAUCAAGUUAUCCAAAUUUGCUCAGACAGGACAUGUCCCAAGCUAGUAUCCGCCAUCUUAAUAUAUCCUGACAUGUCUUAGCCAUUAGCAAAGCGCUGAACUGGCCGUGGGGUGUGCUUUUGCGAUCAGUCUUUUGAAGUUAUAUAUUUAUGAAAAAAAAUGAAAAGGCUUCGUUGUUGUAAUCGGAGAUUCCUUAAUAUCCAUUUUACCAGCAAACAAAGAGAAAAAAAUGUAAGAAGAAAUCGUUGAAAUAUAUUCAGCGGUUCUUAAAAAAAUAUUUGAAUUUUAAGUAGUUAGUGCGCAUCCAAUUCUAACACCGUUAAGGUACUUGAUACAUUUAUAAUGACAUUGUUAUUAUUGUAUGUCAAUACUUGUAAGUUUGGGAGAGAAAAAGGUGGUUGUAUAACGUAUACAUACAUUUUCGAUUGAAUGAAUGUCUUGCAAAUUGUUCAAGCUACGUUAAUGAUAAUCAUGUCUUAUUUUUAAAUUGAAAUGUGCUAAUACUGCCUUGUCUUAUAAGAUUCUUACUGUAUAAUAGAACGCCUAUUUCCAGGGCUAUUUGUAUUCAGUAACUGUACAUGUAACUUAUGAUAAGAUUUUAAUGAAUAGAAAGCUUUUGGAUUUGUGCCAAUUUCAUCAAUAAAUUUGUUUGCACCUCGUCUUUUAAAAGAAAGACUUGCAUUGUGUAAUGAGAGAGAGAGAGAGAGAGAGAGAGAGAGAGAGAGAGAGAGAAUCAUUUGUUUAUUAUUGUAAAAAGGAGAAAUUAAAUGCUUUUUCAUGA